UUUUGGGAACUAUCAAACCCAAAAAUCACGUGGGGAAAAAACACAACAAAAUAUUUGGCUGUGUUUAUCAGAAGGUGAAGUUCAGUUAUCCCUGGUAUUUGGAGCAUGCAUGAACAAAGGAUUUGUUCUCCCAAACACAGCAGACCCCAAAUGUUUUCCUCAGCCUCGCUGCGCUUCCACGUCAUCGUCCAUCAUUUUUUUUUUCUUCCCUCGACCACUCCAUCCUUUAAAACUGCUGCAAGUCCUCCACUUAACUAUUUGCACCACUGUUCAGCGGCUGGAAGCAGAGUUAUUGUAGCCGACAUGAGGCUGGGUCUCGCCACUCUCGUGUGUUUCUUCAGCUUUGUGUGGCUGUCGGACUGCGCUCCUCCGACCUGCUACUCCAGAGCGCUCGACCUGAGCAAAGAAGUCAUGGCUCUGCUGGAUAAAAUACACACGUACCAUCGCACGAAAGUGUGCGCCGAGGUUCUUCCUACGAUCUUCAUUGAUGUGCAUAACUCGUGCAUCACAACCAAGCUCCGUGACUUUCUCUAUGUGGUGCUGAACCAUCCUAACCAGUACUGCAGAGACCGUCCCAGAAUGGUGCUGCUGAAACGUAAAAUCCAGAACUUGUACAAAAUUAUCACCACAAUUUGUUAUCGGGACCUGGUAUCUUUCACACACGACUGUGAGGCUAUUGAUACUGGACACGUUACCCCUUACUAUGCAGAGGACAGGCUUCAGCUACUGCAAGAGGACAGAUGAGCAACACACAGAGCAGAUGACCAAUCAUUGGUCCGUCACAUUCAUAAAAACACAUAUGCAGAAUGGUAAAGCAUGCACAAUACACACCACAGUCUGCACUGCAUUAGGAUGCAUCAUAGGCAACACACAUAAUGAUGUUUCAUGUUGUACCAAGUUGGCUCUGCGUUAGCUGCAGACUCAUGUUAGUAGACAUGUGUGGCUACAUUCCAGCAAGGAGUGCAGAACUUUCCACAGGAAAUUUGCUGAAUGCCAACCAUGCCGAAGUAAACCUUGAAAUAAUAAACCAAUAAGAGAUGCUUGUGAGCCAGGCUUAACCGCUGCUUACUUACCAGGGCUGAUCAAAGCUUCUUGUGUCAUUAAGAGUAAUAUGUUGUGUUGCUAUAACCCUUGGUCUGACUAACAUGCCUUAAAGGAGCACUGUACAGUAUUUUCUAAAACAUGGCGAUUGAAAAAAUGUUAUGCAAGAAGUUGAUGUCCAAAGCAUUGCUUUCUCACACUUGUACGCUGUGUUCCCUCAGAGUUUUCUCAUAUAGAAAGCUUUUAUAACUUGUUUAUUCCAAAAUAGUUAGGAUAGUGCUGUUUCAAAGCAGAAUAGAUAAUAGAGCCAUCACUGACAUAAACUUAUUAGAAACAUGCCUGUUUUUAUGCAUACUUAAUGACGAUCUGUAUACGUCUACCAUUAUGUAAUAAAAUCUCUUUAUGUAUCA
Larimichthys crocea (large yellow croaker) is the source of this 1451-nucleotide messenger RNA. RefSeq lists its product as uncharacterized. Gene Ontology annotation, biological process: positive regulation of transcription by RNA polymerase II. The record is from RefSeq and is a predicted model, not a curated record. Bases 106 to 744 code for a protein of 212 amino acids. The transcript is spliced from 4 exons. Lineage: Eukaryota; Metazoa; Chordata; Actinopteri; Sciaenidae.